AUGUAUCGUUCACAGAAAACUUCCAGGCUUGAGUCGAAGAUGGCGCCUCGACCUAGUCCCCUAUCUGCCUCAUUCUCAGACUCGGAAGGUGACCCCCCACAACGUCAGAAACGCGAAGAUAUUUCUCCGGAGCUCAUAAAAAGUCUCAAGCAAGCUUGUCAGAGCCUCGAGAGACACAUGAUUGAGGAAGAAGAGAAGAGAAUGUGGGCAGCGGUCACAGCAGGAAAUUCAAUUAACGCGACGAAGCGAUGGAGAGGAAGAAGUCCUGCAGGAAGCGAAAGCUCAGAGAAAAGAAGAAAACUUUGA
Botrytis byssoidea is the source of this 306-nucleotide messenger RNA. RefSeq lists its product as uncharacterized. Lineage: Eukaryota; Fungi; Ascomycota; Leotiomycetes; Helotiales; Sclerotiniaceae. The coding region runs from base 1 to 306 and encodes 101 amino acids. The transcript has a single exon. The record is from RefSeq and is a predicted model, not a curated record.